GAGACGCGUGGUGUGCCUCGAAAUUUUUCUUUUCAUCCAAGAGCGCGCGCUUUCAUUCCCGUGUUGCCAAAAAGUUUUGUUCUUCCAUGCUAGCUGAUCAUAGUGAUUCAUCGCUGGAUCUCAGCGUGUAUGAGCCAUCUACUCCAUACCAGGAUCGCCUGGCGGCCAUGAAAGACUACAAACACGACACGCCGGACUCCAUGUCAGAAGAUUUAUGUACUCCAUCCAGUCUUGCAUCUUCCGCAAACUACGUCAACCUCCAGUUGACGGCCCAUAAUUGCCCAGUGCCGCUCAAAUUCGUCAAUGCCGACGAGGAGGAGGCGUGUAAAAUCGUCAACGGCUUCCUUCGUCUGUUGAGUGAUAAACAGUCUGACGCCCAAGAGCGACAAGAAUUGACAAACACCAUAAAGCGAUUGAAAUUCGAGCUGGAAACCACAAAGUCAACCCUCACUAUGCAGACACAAAAGCUCGCUGAAGCUCACCGACAGAUUGAUCAGGAAGCGUCUAAACGGACCGCCGUGGCUAAGUCGCUUUCCACCGAAGAGAAGCGGCACAAGGCAACGCAAAGUGAGCUGCAAAAAGCAAAAAUUAACCUUCAGACCAUCAAAACGCAGUAUGCUCACGAAGUGAAAAAGCAUGAGCUGGAUAAUGCUAAAAUCAAAGAAAGGCUGCAAAAGACCAUGGAUGAAAGGUAUGAGCAAAACGGGGAUAUCAUCAAAAUGUCAUCGCCAAUGGAUAAAGCUGGGGCCCUGUUUGGCCCGCCCAAGCCCAAUCAUGCCGCAAAGACGGAAGAUUUGCAUAAAGCCAUGUUACAAAAGAGUAUCGAGAGGGAAAAUCAAGUUAUCCGGGAUAACAAACUUUUGCGAUUGGUACUGUACGACCUUCAUUCCGCACUCAAAUCCAUGCUAGAAGGUCAAACACGUCAGUAUCAUCAAAUCAUGGACUUGGAUGGUGAUUCUCCAGAUCUUGUCAAGUUUCGAAUACCUAUGGAACUAGGUGGCGCACAAUUGAAAGAAGCCGUGCUUGAUCUAAUUGCCAAGUUAAAGGAAGAAUGGGAUAUUCAAAUUGUUCGACGCCAGGCGUAUACUGAAGAGGAGGUCAAGGAGAAAGAUAUGACAAUUGAGCGCCUCACGCAAGACCUCGAUGAAGUUUUUGCCACAUUAGAACAAGUUCAGGAUGACUUUGACACAAAGACAGAAGCAUAUCUCAAAUUUGCACAAGGUUCCUUUUUUGAUACUAUAGCGCAUAACCACCACAUGGAUAUAUCAUCGGAUGAUAUCAUUCCACCUGAAGUUGAGGAUGAGACCAAAGCUCUUCGAAAACUUCAAAAGCAAAUACGAGAAGAACGACAAAAUUUAACGGAAGCUGCUAUUAAACUGGGUGAAGACCGAACGCAACUGAUGAAUGAACGUCGGGCAUUUGAGCAACAGCAACAGUCGCAUCAGACACUGGUUGUUCUUGAUGAGCUGUCAAAUACUGAAAGGUAAGUGGAGGCAUUGAUGGAAAGGCGGGAAGUUUCUAAAGAAAACAAGGUCCCAGAUGGAUUCUAAUCGCGUAUAUUAUUGUUUAGGUCAAGCGCGCAUGACGAUACAUCCGAUACAAUGGGAACUCUCAAGACUCUAGAGAACCUUGACAUACAGAGCUCUUCAAAGAAACGGAAAAUGGAAGCAAACUCUCACUGAAGCGUCCAUUUCGUAUUAAUUGCCUUUAUUUGUAUUAUAUUCCACAAAACACCGCCUCCCCCCAUCUUUUUUCGUCCAAUUUGUAAUGAAAUCAUGGUGCCGGCCGAUCACCUUUUUUUUGAUGCUCUCAUAUCGUCUCUAGCCCUAUUUACUCCUCUUUUCUUUUUGCAUAACCCUUGUCUUUAAUGCCCAAAGAAACCAAAUGCACGUUUACAUAUUAUAUACUUUAUUUUGGGAGCGAGUUGGGAACAAAUGCAUGCGCUGCUGAGUCGUGAAAUGAAAAUUACAUAACAUUUUUCCUUU
Messenger RNA from Umbelopsis ramanniana AG, 1985 nucleotides. RefSeq lists its product as uncharacterized. The record is from RefSeq and is a predicted model, not a curated record. Bases 87 to 1487 code for a protein of 466 amino acids. NCBI's taxonomy places the organism in Eukaryota, Fungi, Mucoromycota, Umbelopsidomycetes, Umbelopsidales, Umbelopsidaceae. The transcript has 10 exons.